GUAGACAAGAUGCUCACCACAUUUCAGAUCACGUCGCUAACGAGCAGCAUCCAAAAUCCGACGCCGAACAAUUUCUAAACAGUUAGAACCCAUCCCCGGAUUCCUCUCACUAUUAAUAGCACUGUAACAUAUUUAAGUCCCCGUCAUGGAGCGGCGCGCCGCGCGCGUGUGAUAUGAGCGGAUGUGUGUGUGAGGUGUGAUGUGAUCGCAGCUCGUCCGUCUCUACGGCUUUUCUCCACAAGUUGUUUUUCAACGUCAAAAGAAAGACAAGGAUGGAGACCGCGAUCAGGCUGGAUCCCGAACACCGAUAGCGUCGGAGGCGAUUUUAACACCGAAAAAAAAAAAAAAAGAAAGAAAAGAAAGAAAGAAAGAAAGAAAAGCGUAAAAAAAUGCGCGAGAGGUUUUUGCGCGCGCGUGUCCAAAUAACGCAACGCACCGACGCCGGAACUUUCCUCGCACCCUGAAAGCAUAGGGCUGUCCACAAAGCAUAGGACUUCUUCAGCCGGCACAGCAUCCGAUGGAGCACGGAGACCUGUAGAACGCUGAGAGCCGGUUCCGAGAGGAUAGGGAUGUUUGGGAUGUUUGGGAUGUUUGGGAUCGGGAAGAGAAAGCUAUUCGGGAUCAUUUCCGUGCCGCUCCUGGUGGCACUGAUGUGCUGCGCUCAGAGCGUCAAUGAACCAGGUAACAUGUCCUUCGUGAAAGAGACCGUGGACAAGCUGCUGAAGGGAUAUGACAUCCGUCUCCGACCUGACUUUGGAGGAGCGCCAGUGUCAGUUGGGAUGACCAUCGACGUGGCGAGCAUAGACAUGGUGUCUGAAGUCAACAUGGACUUCACGUUGACGAUGUAUUUCCAGCAGUACUGGAGGGAUAAGCGUUUAGCGUACACGGGGAUUCCUCUGAACCUGACCCUGGAUAACAGAGUGGCUGAUCAGCUGUGGGUUCCUGACACCUACUUCCUGAACGAUAAGAAGUCCUUCGUCCACGGCGUGACGGUGAAGAACCGCAUGAUCCGCCUUCACCCGGACGGAACCGUCCUCUACGGGCUGAGAAUCACCACGACUGCUGCUUGCAUGAUGGACCUGAGGAGAUACCCGCUGGAUGAGCAGAACUGCACCCUGGAGAUAGAGAGCUAUGGCUACACGACCGACGAUAUCCAGUUCUACUGGAAUGGAGGAGACAACGCCGUAUCCGGGGUGUCCCAAAUCGAGCUUCCUCAGUUCUCCAUCGUGGACUACAGACUGGUGUCCCGGAACGUCGUCUUCUCCACAGGAGCUUAUCCACGCCUGUCACUCAGCUUCAAGCUGAAGAGGAACAUCGGAUAUUUCAUCCUGCAGACCUACAUGCCUUCCAUCCUGAUCACCAUCCUGUCCUGGGUCUCCUUCUGGAUUAACUACGAUGCUUCAGCAGCGAGAGUAGCUUUAGGUAUCACGACCGUCCUUACCAUGACCACCAUCAACACCCAUCUCCGAGAAACGCUGCCCAAGAUCCCGUACGUCAAAGCCAUAGACAUGUACCUGAUGGGCUGCUUCGUCUUCGUCUUCUUAGCGCUACUCGAAUACGCCUUCGUCAAUUAUAUCUUCUUUGGACGAGGCCCUCAGAUGCAGAAGAAAAUGGCAGAGAAGGCAGAGAAAGCCAACAACGACCGCACUAAAUACGACGGAAACAAGUCUGUUCAGGAGGGAGGGAAUUGCAAAGCGUCGGGAGUUAAACAGUCCAAUCAGGUACAAGGUCACCGUCACUCACGAGGGGUGGACUCUCAGGGGAACAUCCUGCUGACCACGCUGGAGAUCCAUAAUGAAGUGGCUGGGAACGAGAUCACUACCAGCGUCAGCGAUGCGAGAAACUCCACCUCCGUGAUGUUGGAUAACUCAGGGAUCCAGUACAGGAAGGCGAGCGGACCACGGCGGCACAGCGUGGAGCGAAACGCACAGCCUAAAAAGGCUCGACUGCGCAGACGCUCUUCACAGCUGAAGAUCAAAAUCCCGGAUCUUACAGACGUCAACGCCAUCGAUCGAUGGUCACGGAUAAUAUUCCCCGCCGUGUUUUCCCUUUUCAAUCUCAUCUACUGGCUUUACUACGUGAAUUAAGCAACACGCCAAAAAAAAAAUAAAUAAAAAAAAAAAAACAAUAUUUUUUUCCCUUUCUCUUAACUUUGACAUUUUACAGCUAAAGGACACGUUUUGUUUUUUUCUCCAUUUUUCAAGGACGGGAUUUUUCGAGGGGGUUUUUUUGUACAUGCGAACGUACCAACAGACAAUGUGCACACCUACAGACAGCUUCAUAUGA
This is a messenger RNA of Ictalurus punctatus (channel catfish), 2286 nucleotides long. It is a transcript of the gene gabrb3, whose product is annotated as gamma-aminobutyric acid type A receptor subunit beta3. The record is from RefSeq and is a predicted model, not a curated record. Lineage: Eukaryota; Metazoa; Chordata; Actinopteri; Siluriformes; Ictaluridae. Gene Ontology annotation, cellular component: GABA-A receptor complex; membrane; synapse. The transcript is spliced from 10 exons. Bases 570 to 2087 code for a protein of 505 amino acids. Gene Ontology annotation, molecular function: GABA-A receptor activity; neurotransmitter receptor activity; extracellular ligand-gated monoatomic ion channel activity. Gene Ontology annotation, biological process: signal transduction; monoatomic ion transmembrane transport; chemical synaptic transmission.